AUGCGCCGAUAUGCAAAGAGCCAUCGUACAGAUCUCGAUCAGAUUGAGGACAACGAGCUUGCAGCCGCUGAGGCUCGUGAGCCAAUGCCCCGAAACGUACAAGACUUCAAAAAUCAUCCCGUAUAUGCACUUGAGAGGCAUCUCCGACGGCACGAGGUGCUUGUGCCAGGGGCACAAAUGGCUGGCACUGUUGGCGCUGGGAGCAAAGGUCCAUUAGAGCGCAUCUAUCGACGCCGAGACGUGCGUAUCGCCCGAUCAGCCGAGACAUGGUAUCGUAUGGGUCGUGAGGUCAAGCCAGGUGAAGAACCUGUAAAAAUUCUGCCGAAGAAGGUUAGGAGAUCCAGGAUUUCUCUCGGCGAUGAGGACGACGAAGAAGAGGAGGAGGAUCCUGUGUUGGGGAUCGUACCAUUAUCUGCGGGCACGCCUAUAUAUAUGCCUGAACAAACCGAGCUUUACCGUGCUCCUCCCGUUAUCAAUGGUCGUGUGCCAAAGAACAAAUUUGGCAAUCUAGAUGUCUACGUGCCCAGCAUGGUUCCGGAAGGGGGUGUACACAUUAUCGACGAGCAUGCUGCACACGCCGCUUUCGUUCUUGGAGUGGACUAUGCACCAGCCUUGACCGGGUUCCAGUUUAAAGGGCGGAAAGGAACAGCGGUGCUUCUUGGUGCUAUUGUCCCUCAGGAGAGUGAAGAGGCCGUUCGCGCUGUAAUUGAAGGCUUUGGGGAUCUGGAAGCCCAGAUGGAAGAGGAUCGUCGCGCUACGAAGGCGUUGAGAAUGUGGAGCAGGUUCUUAAAAGCCCUGCGUAUUCGGCAACGGAUCUGGGCGAAUGUAGACCCUGACGCGGAAGAGGAGCUGGAACCAGGCGGUUUCGAGCCCGAAAAGGGGAAAGAAGUUGCGGACGAGGAUAUGGACCUGGAUGAUGCGCCGAGUGAUGUCACAGAGGAGUAUUUCAUGGAAGAAGAUGACGAGGGAGGCGGCGGGUUCUUGAUCGAAUAA
Phaeoacremonium minimum UCRPA7 is the source of this 993-nucleotide messenger RNA. Its product is annotated as putative dna repair protein rhp41 protein. The transcript has a single exon. The coding region runs from base 1 to 993 and encodes 330 amino acids. Gene Ontology annotation, biological process: mismatch repair; nucleotide-excision repair. Lineage: Eukaryota; Fungi; Ascomycota; Sordariomycetes; Togniniales; Togniniaceae. Gene Ontology annotation, cellular component: cytoplasm; nucleus; nucleotide-excision repair factor 2 complex. The record is from RefSeq and is a predicted model, not a curated record. Gene Ontology annotation, molecular function: damaged DNA binding; single-stranded DNA binding.